Sitophilus oryzae (rice weevil) is the source of this 1076-nucleotide messenger RNA. Its product is annotated as regulation of nuclear pre-mRNA domain-containing protein 1B. Bases 85 to 1074 code for a protein of 329 amino acids. The transcript is spliced from 6 exons. Gene Ontology annotation, molecular function: RNA polymerase II complex binding. Lineage: Eukaryota; Metazoa; Arthropoda; Insecta; Coleoptera; Curculionidae. Gene Ontology annotation, biological process: mRNA 3'-end processing. Gene Ontology annotation, cellular component: RNA polymerase II, holoenzyme. The record is from RefSeq and is a predicted model, not a curated record.
AUAAUAAAAUUGAGGUUAUGUUUUAUAAUGGAUAUGGUUUGUGUUUACGUUUGUUAAAAUUGUGUGUACCAAAUAAUAAGCGUAAUGUCGGGAGGUUUUACAGAAUCAGCAUUUAUUAAAAAACUGCAAGAACUAAAUAAUUCCUCGCAAAGUAUUCAAACCUUAUCAUUAUGGCUUAUACACCAUCGGAAACAUUACUCAAGUGUUGUGAAAAUUUGGUUAAGGGAACUUCAAAAAGCUAAAGACAGUAGAAAACUUACAUUUAUGUAUCUAGCUAAUGAUGUUAUUCAAAAUAGCAGGAAAAAGGGUCCUGAAUAUGGUCAGGAAUUUGGUACCUUGCUUAAAAAAGCCUUUGAGCACAUGUCUGCGUGCGAUGAGAAAACGAGAAAUAGUCUUGAUAGGUUAUUAAGUAUAUGGCAAGAUAGAGGAAUCUAUGUUUCAGUACAAAUCAUGGAAUUCAAGUCAGCUUUACUUUUAGGUAAAGAUGAACCGCCUUUAAAAAAGAUAAAGCCAAAUGAUGUAGGAAAGAAAAGGGAUAAAGAGGUUACAGUCGAGGUGGAUGGGACUUUGGAAACACACGUACAUUUGAGCCCACAUACACCUCCAGGUGAUCCACCAGAGCCUGAAGAGCUUAUUAAAGCAAUUCAAGAUCUGGAAGUAAAUAUAGCGUCAUCCGAUGAAAAAGUUCGAGAAAAAAUUGCCCACUUGCCUAAAGAAGUUUCUGAUGUUGCAAUCAUUUCUAAAAUAGAGGAUAGGGAAGCUGCUGAGAAAUUGAGCAAUCAAGUAAAUAGUGCAGUUUUAUUAUUAAGUCAAUAUAAUACGAGACUACAGACUGAAAUGGAACAUAGAAAAAAAGUUGCUGUUAUGAUGAGGGAUUUCUUACAAGUACAGGAUGAACUUUUAGCUCAAGCUGAAAGAAAUUUAGAGGAAUAUCAAGAAACUUUAUCAAAAAUUUAUUCUGUAAGGCAAGAAUUACAGUCGCACAUACAGAACCUUCCUGAUCUUACUCAGCUACCAAAUGUAACCGAUGGGUUGGCUCCAUUGCCUUCUGCUGAAAAUUUAUUUAUGCAGUAAAA